Molecule: messenger RNA, 853 nt
Organism: Gastrolobium bilobum
Lineage: Eukaryota; Viridiplantae; Streptophyta; Magnoliopsida; Fabales; Fabaceae
Exons: 2
Coding region: 37-213 (58 amino acids)
Source: RefSeq, a predicted model, not a curated record
UCGUGUGGCCGUGCUCUUCUCCUCUGCUGUGUGAAAAUGGAAUUGAAAAAUGUGGUGAAGGACAAGAAAUUCUGGGUGGCGUCUUUUCUAAUCGCGUGGGCUGCUGCUCUCCAGGGUCACAUGAUGUGGUUACAGCGCCAGGAUUCCUUCAAACAAAAGUUCGGUAACCUUGAUCACUCCGACGAUAACGAUCCUCAUAACUCACUCUCAUAGACCCCCACAACAACUUUCUUCCUUCUACAUACUGUGUAUGUUUGUUUUUUCCUUUUUCUAAUCUGUCCUAACUAAGGAUACGUUUGGCGAAUUUGGCUCUGAUUAGAAAAUUUGGUUGAAAUGCCCCCCCAGACUUGCAUAAUUUGAUAACAUGUUUUAUUAUUUUCGGUUACAACUUGCACCACCCAAAUUCCUAAAAUACUAUUAUUUCACAACUCUUAAGUUUUUCAACUUCGAAACUGCUGGAUGGGCCGCUUUAAAAAAUUAACGGAACCUAACACAACUUGGAUGCAUAAUUCACCCAUCCUUAGUGUAAGGAAUUUGUAAUUUUUAAAUGUGGGGCAUUCCUAUCACCCUCACUCAUAUGGAAGGGAUGAAGCUCCUCUAAAGUAAGCAAAUAUUAUAGUGCAUCCAGAUCUUAAACUCUCUUUAGAUUUAAGGAUAUAUGUGAAUUUUUUAGCUGUAAAUUAGGAUGCAAUUAUGCCCUUAGAUGAUGUACAUUAUAUUUCUAACAAUAGAUACAUCCUUUCUUGCUCACUUUGAUGACAAACUACUCACUUUAGAGAAGCUUUGUUUCGUAUGAAAGAGAGACACUCUGUUGGAAAAUAUGCUCACAGACUAGCGCUGAGGAUAGAUGCUU